AUGGCGCUAAAUCUUCUGGGACACUUUCCUCACCUCCUAUUGCUGCUGGGAUUAUGGGGGCCAAUGCAUCCGCUUUUUGCUGUGCCUCCGAAUUUGACCAGGGCUCAAUGGUUUCAAAUCCAGCAUUUACGGCCAAGUCCUCUACCAUGCAAUCAGGCAAUGGGAGGUGUCAACAGUUAUACCAACCAUUGUAAGGGUCUAAAUACCUUUCUGCAUGAUUCCUUCCACAAUGUGGCUGCUGUCUGUAACUUGGCAAACAUCACCUGCAGGAAUAGAUCCACCAACUGCCACCGGAGCCCAAACCGUGUUAACAUGACCGUGUGCAGCCUCACUGCAGGAAGGUAUCCUAAUUGCAACUACAACAGGGCUGCAGCGUACAAGUUUUUCAUUGUUGCCUGUAAUACCCCUCAGGUGGGAGACCCUCCCUAUCCCUUCGUUCCUGUGCACUUAGAUGGGGUCAUUUAACUUUUCCUUAUCACUUUUCCUCUCUCUUGGCACAGGUUCUCUUACAAUCUCUUCUGCUUUUUGUUUUCUUCUCUCGCUUUCCCUUUUUCCCACAGAAGAAGAAGAAAGGUAAUGGAAGAAUUAGAGUGCCUAGGAUACUAGACCAACGUUGCGACCAAGAGAAAUAAUUUCUUUCUGUUUUGGGUCUCUGUCUGUUUUAAAGGAAGGCAAUAGGAAAGAGGGCAAAGAAGGGUCCAGUCUUCCAGAUUUUUAACUUUGGGACUUUGCAAGCUUUGUUACACUGUAUUUACAGCAAUAAAACCUCUUUCUGCUGCA
Molecule: messenger RNA, 780 nt
Organism: Loxodonta africana (African savanna elephant)
Lineage: Eukaryota; Metazoa; Chordata; Mammalia; Proboscidea; Elephantidae
Product: ribonuclease K6-like
Exons: 1
Coding region: 1-465 (154 amino acids)
Biological process (GO): antibacterial humoral response; antimicrobial humoral immune response mediated by antimicrobial peptide; defense response to Gram-negative bacterium
Molecular function (GO): nucleic acid binding; RNA nuclease activity
Source: RefSeq, a predicted model, not a curated record